AUGUCCGAGCCCACGCAGCAUCGCGACCUAUCCGAGGCCCUGGCGCUAUCUGCGGAGCUCAUUUCGCACCUGCGCGCCCUCGAUGUUUCGCGCUUGAUGUAUCGCGCCGCCGUGAUCGACAAGCAGGUCCUGCGGUCUGCGAUCCCUAUGGAAGGAUGGGAGAUGGAAUCUGAAGCCGAAAUAGAUGGUGUCGAAGAGUCAGAAGGGGGUAGAGGGCAGAUGAAGGGAAAAGCACCGGCGAAGGGGAAGGGGAGGACACGGACCGAGUGGGCGCAGUUGGAUAUCAUGGGGUGGAGUCGAUAUCUCCAAGCUCUGGACAAACAGUACUUGGCGCUGGAGACUCAAAAGUCCCGAGCACACAGUAUCGAUCCCCGCGACUCCCCCCUCCCACCUGUUUCUUCCAGCUUCACACUCGCCAAAACCAUUCUGUCCGCUCCGACACCCAUCACAGGGAUCCGCGUAACGAUGAGCUCCGUCGCGCCCAAGAUCAACGGACAGACGUUUGAUCGGAAGAAACAAGCGAGCAAGUCAAAGGCGCAGGGACAGGCCAAGGCGCGCGCCGGAGGAGGAGAGGAGGAGGUCAUUGAUGUGAUAUGUAGGGGUGGAGCUGAGUGGAUCAAGCUGUGGACAAAGAAAGAGUCGCAGAUGUUGGCGGAGUUCAGGGAACAGGACUCGUAUGCUACCUCUGACUGGUCUGACUCGGAUCAGGAAGACAAUGCGGGAUCAUCCUCCACUCGACCUGCAACACCCGCCCUGUCCAAUUCCCUCCUCACUACCGCUCGAGCCUUACUCUCCCUCGCCGACUUAUCACCUCGUCCACCCGGUACUUCCCCUCCAUCCAUCACUAUUCGGCUCACCCGCCUCCACCCUUCGUCCGACGGCGCAACGGAUCCGCGGGUGAACGAGACGUUCAACGUCCUCCGCUCGCUAGAUAUCAAUCUUCUCUUCGGCGAUCUGUCCUCCUUACCCCUAUCCUCCCUUCCUCCGCCCAUUCCACCCCCAAAGGAACUCUUACCCAGCCUGAAGAUCAACAUCGACCCCACCGCCCUCGUCGGGAUAUGCGCAGACGCCCUACACCACGCUCUUCCGAGAGACAUGCACCAGGCGCGCCGUCGAUACUUCCGGCCCAGGCGGUACUUGCACCAAGCGGGUUCCGGGUCGGGGACGGCCACUCCCCUGGCCACUCCGGGCCUGGAAGGCGAAGCCCGCGAGGCUUGGCUGGACGGCUAUGAUGACGCGCGCCAGUCUCAGCACUCGCGAGAAUUGCUCAAAGAAGCGACGGACGAGGUGCGCGCGCCGCUCAUCGAAGAGCUACGGGAUACGCUCGAGCGUGCCAUUUUAGCGGACAAGAACGCGGGCGGGAACGGCGCAGUCGAGUUCUGGACAACCGAAGCGGCGCUAUUGCAUCUCAAGGAGGCGAUGAGUAACAAGGCGGUCGUGGGCGUGGGAAUGGAGCAGCAGCGCAUGCGGCGCCUGAUCGGGAUGGAGGAAGGCGACUUUUGGGAAGGAUCGAGAUAUGAGGGCCAAGAGGGGUGUUUGGCGGGGUUGAACCUUCGGAUCUUUCCGGAACGACCACCACUAUCAGGAUCGGACGAGCCGAUACGUAUGAGCCCAGACGGUCUACGCUCCCUCCAUCUUUCCACAGCAGCCACCGCCCGCCUUUUUCUCGCCGAACAAGCAGCCACAGUCGCCGACCCCUCUCUCCUCCAUACGAAGCACGCGGACCUGCCGACCUUCCUCCGCCCUGACAGGCUACCGGUACCGAAAGUAGCGGACCUGAGUGUCCCGCUCCCGAUUGUCAGUCUGGGCAGUAUGGCCCGAGGCGCGGAAGAAGGGAUGACGACGCUGAGUAUGGGGAAUGUCGUUUGGCGGGAAAUGUACGCGCAGGGGCGGUGGAAAGUGAGGGGGUGGACGCAGGGAAAUUGGGAAGUGGAGCGGGAGCGGCUCAGCCGGAAAGUCGAGAAAUUGGAGGAAGGAAGGGCGAGUGCGGAUGGAGGGGUAGGAGAAAAUGGCUGGAGAAUAGCAGGGACGGAAGCAGAGGGAGAAGGGAGCGCCGUGAUCUGGCUCAUGCCAUAUCGGAGUCUUGGGGAAGGGAAACGAGUUCGCUUUGAAGCGGGGGACUACUCGUUUCCUGUCCCAAAGUAA
Dioszegia hungarica is the source of this 2145-nucleotide messenger RNA. RefSeq lists its product as uncharacterized. The record is from RefSeq and is a predicted model, not a curated record. Bases 1 to 2145 code for a protein of 714 amino acids. The transcript has 3 exons. NCBI's taxonomy places the organism in Eukaryota, Fungi, Basidiomycota, Tremellomycetes, Tremellales, Bulleribasidiaceae.